CUGGGAAUACUUCAUCUCCAUCGUUCUUCCGUUCGUUCGUGGCGAGAGGAACAUCACGAUUGAAAUAGACACAUCUUCAACUGAGAAGAAGUCUUUUCCGCCUGGACUUCGAGAAGCUGUACUUCGAGAACAAAGUAGUUCUAGCCGUGGGUCUUCUUCCUCUUCAUCUUCCUCUAGAAGUGCGAACAAGACCACGACCACUGGCGCUACCUCUUCUUCAAGGAUAUCAUUGUCUUUUGAUUUCCGCAUCCCAGCACUCUUUUUCCUUGCUGCAGCUUUCUACAGCCAAAGACAUUAUUUGAAGGUCGAUCAGCAGGGCGCGUUGGAGUUGGCCGCGAAGGAACAGUGGGCCAAACAAAAGGGAAAGAAGUUGACGACGGAGCAACUUGCGUGGC
Amoebophrya sp. A25 is the source of this 395-nucleotide messenger RNA. The record is from the annotation of a GenBank genome assembly. Lineage: Eukaryota; Dinophyceae; Syndiniales; Amoebophryaceae.